AUGUCGACGGUCAUGGGUCAAGUCGACAAAGAACCGCUUCGGUUGAUGAUAAUAAUUGCGAAUCCAUCGCACUCGAAAAGCUAUGAUUAUUCUGCGAAAAUUGAGAAAUAUGUCAACUAUGCUGGAACGAAAUUCGCCGAGCUGUUUCUUUCCCUCAGGGACGAUUUUGAAUUCCGUGGUUUUGGAGUAAAAGUUCAUUGUUGUACCUUACGUGACAAACCAGACAUAUUCUUGAACUUCAUUAUUGGAAAUUUCACCCACUUCACAUCAUGCAACCGAGAAUUUAUGAACUAUUUCUUUAUUCCGCCGAGAUUUAUGAAACAUCUUCCGGCUAGUCUAGAAAAUGAGAAUGAGUGGACUUACAAGCAUCGAGAGCACUUGAGUGAGCUCAUGUCUCACAUUAUUCACGAGAUUUGUCAUUCGCUCGGCGCCUUCCAUUCUGCCAAUGGCAUCAUGAAGCGACACUAUGUGCUUCUCCCAGAGGAAGAUUCCCGGUUGAAGAAAAUUGAUUUUUUGAAAAUCAUUGAUAAGAAAACGCAAGCAAUUAUUUGCGAGAGUAUGUCAAUUAUUUCCACUUUAAAGCCACAAAGAAAUCUGAGAUAUGUUGAUGGAGUGAUAAGCUUCUUCACCGACCAAAGCGUUGCCGCUGUCUUCUUUCUGAAAGAAAGCAAGUACAUGGAUGAGCACUACCAGGAAUUCACUUAUUUGGAUGCGAUCAAAUCUAAGAAAUACACAGCUCCAAAUGGCUGGGAUGGGUUUGUCGUUGUUCAUUUUUGCGGUCACAUCAGCUACUACUCCAAGACCGAUGUGAUGACCACUGGUCAAUGCACCAAAAUCAUUCAGUUUUGA
Molecule: messenger RNA, 849 nt
Organism: Caenorhabditis briggsae
Lineage: Eukaryota; Metazoa; Nematoda; Chromadorea; Rhabditida; Rhabditidae
Exons: 6
Coding region: 1-849 (282 amino acids)
Biological process (GO): proteolysis
Cellular component (GO): extracellular matrix
Molecular function (GO): metalloendopeptidase activity; zinc ion binding
Source: RefSeq, a predicted model, not a curated record